This is a messenger RNA of Colletes gigas, 7133 nucleotides long. Its product is annotated as angiomotin-like protein 1. NCBI's taxonomy places the organism in Eukaryota, Metazoa, Arthropoda, Insecta, Hymenoptera, Colletidae. Gene Ontology annotation, cellular component: cytoplasmic vesicle; plasma membrane; bicellular tight junction. Gene Ontology annotation, biological process: regulation of cell migration; actin cytoskeleton organization. The transcript has 13 exons. Bases 178 to 3438 code for a protein of 1086 amino acids. The record is from RefSeq and is a predicted model, not a curated record.
UGUAUCCCGUUUUCGUAUAUGUCGCACCCUGAUGAGGAAUGCGGGAACUAGUAAUUUUUAUUUCUCGUGCGUGGAGCAGUAAAGUGUACUAUUUAUUGAAAUAAUUACGACACUCAUCCCGUUUUUGCACCUUCGCAUAAUAUAAAAUAUAGAAGGCAUAAAUGAAAAAAUAAGAAAAUGAGUUCUCUGCAACAAGGUAGCAGAUUCUUGCCUUUUUCGAAUAAUAAUAUACAGAGGAAGCAAUUAUCAAUGCAAGGUGGUCUUCCACAAAGCUUAAGUGGUAGUGAAACUGAUGUUUCUACAUCAAAUGAAAAUUUAACCAAUGAAGAUCGAUAUGUAAUUAGACAUACAGCACGUCAAGAACCCCAAGGUCAAGAGAAUCAGCAGCAAAGUCCAUCCAGGUCUUCCAGUCACAAAGAAAAUAUACCAAAUAUACAAGGUAACCUACUCAACAGAAACAGUUUGAAGGACAGUUUGAAUGGAUCAAACAGGAACAGUUUGAAAGAGAAUUUGAAUGGUUCUAACCGAAAUAGUCUCAAAGACAGCAUUAAUGGGUCUAAUAGAAAUAGUCUGAAGGAUAACUUAAGUAAUCGCACCAGUGUAGGUUCAAACAGAAGUAGUUUAGACGUAUCUACAAGCUCGUACAACACACUCAUCAUACAUAAUGCUAAUGAUGAUAACUCGUGGGUACCAUCUGGAAGGUUAUCAGGUGUUGUAAGGGAACAUGGAGAUAUGGGUUACUUAUAUUGUGAUGGUGGUGGAAAAGGACACUCAAACAGUCCUACUAUGCAGUCUUUAUCAAAUUUAUCUCAUGAAGAUCAUGUUUAUGAGCAACCUAGUAAUGGAGGAUGUCAAGAAAUUACAGAUAUACCAGACGAUUAUCUAAGUCAGUCACAGCAGGUUUUAAAACAUCUUGCAAAAGAAGUGAAAGUACCAUCGUAUAGUAAACUUGCGAACAAUGGAGGAAACAUCGAUGUGAGAAUGAGAGAUGGUGAUAGAGGAAAGCAGAAUGACAGUGAAUCCGAAGACAGACCUCCGCCUUCAUACAUGUCUGUUUUGUUACCAUUGAAAAGCAAGUCCAGACUUGUUGGGCCUAUGGAAAAAUUGACAUUAUCAAGAUCACAACCAGAUUUGUCCAGGAUUGGCAAGCCAGACAUUGAUAAUUACAAUUUGCGAGCUACUUCUCCACGGCCUCAAACGAAAGGAAGAGAGGAGACGGAAUCUGCGGCGGCUGAACUAUGGCCACCGUCAGAAAUGAUUCAGAUCGUGAUCCAAGAAAACAGUGCCUUAAAGUUAGAGUUAGAACGAUGUUACAAUAAAGUUGCUAAAUCUCAGAAAUUGGAGCAAGAAAUUGCAAAAGUGCACAGGGCCCAUGAAGAAUUAGCGGCAUCGUGCGAACGGAGAGAGAAACUUGAACGAGCUGCUAGAUUAAGGCUACAAAACGAUUGCAGACGAUUAACCGAAUUAAAUCGUGCAUUGAGAGAUCAAAUAGACUUACUGUCCGCACGUACCGAUAGCCCGCCGAUCGUGGAAUCUAUGAGAAAGGAAUUAACUCAACGCGAAUUAUUAAUUGGACAAUUGAUUACACAAAAUAAAGAAUUAGCCGCAGCGAAAGAAAGACAAGAAAUCGAAUUAGCGGCGCAACGAGCAACAUUACAGGAACAACGUACACAUAUAGAUAUCUUAGAUACUGCUCUCACUAAUGCCCAAGGGAAUGUUGUGCGCCUUGAAGAAGAGUGUCGAAAGAAACAAGUGUACGUAGAGAGAGUAGGCCAACUCCAACGUGCUUUGUCUUCUCUUCAAGCGUCUAGCGAUAGAAGAGAAGAAACAGAAAGACAGUUGAGAGGUCAAUUAGAACGAGAAUUAAGGGAAGGUGGAGGUGGCGGUGCCAAUGGCAAUGAACAAUCCUUCAAUGGAGAAACGAUCGCAGAGUUAAAACGACGAAUACGCGAAAGAGACGAAAAAAUUAUGUCGCUCGAGGGCGAUGUUGCGAAAUGGGAGCAACGUUAUCUCGAAGAAAGUGCUUUAAGACAAGCUGCAAUUGACGCAGCUAGUCUUCCAAAGGACGCUAAAAUAGCUGCGUUAGAAAAAACGAGUCAAGACGCUGAAAAAUUAAUCGCGGAGGCACGUUCCGAAAAAAUGAGACACAUGGACGAAGUGCAUGCUGCACAGAAAAAAUUGGCAGAUCUUGAAUCUAGAAUGAAAGAUCUAGAGUCGAAAUUGGCUGAAAGGGAUGCAAUGAUCAGAGUUCUUCAAAAACAUACGUAUGAUAAAGAUAGCAGUAGCAGUAGUGGUGUUGGUAGCUAUCCAGCCGCCCAUUCGUCUCAUUCGAGUACGUCGGCGGAUCAUCACACUGCGCUGACGAGCACGCCAGAACUUGUGAGCAGUGUACUGGGCGGAGGCAGUGGUUAUGGAAGUACUGGCUCGUACGGUGUCACGGACAGCUAUAAGUACAGGAAACAAGGCAGUUUCGAGCAAACGAAUAAAAGUCUCGACGAUCAGUUAAAAGAGCUAGACUCCCAGCUGCUUAGUAAGCGGGCACUUUGCUGUUUUCCAGGAUUCUCUAAUCCAGGCACUGCGUCGCGAAAAGGAAAAAUACCCAAGCCACUAUUGGCGGGUGUAGAUAGUACAGGUACCUCGAGCACCGCCUCGAGCAAGAGUCGUCUGUUGGAUGACUCGGGGGGCGAGGUCUCGCCGGGUAUAAUGGAAUUCGCGAGCGCGGCCUCGAGGCUGAAAGGCACCGUUUCGAGAUUGUCGGAUGGCAAGCCCGAGGACAUGAUGCUGCUGGAGAAACAGGGCCGUAGCUCGCAGAGGCAAAGGAUGCAGGAGGGGGAGCCGCGUCGUGCCGGCAGUCUUCCUCCCAGCUCUCUACCACGACCACCGAAGACUCUGAAAUCGACAAACUCGCGCUACUGUCGGCUGAGCGACACGGAGACUCGCAAGAAGUCGGAUCCCGGCCCGGCUCUGGACACUAACGCGAGCAUGAAGGUACGCGACGCGAGUAACUGCACCAUCGAGUACGGUAGAUUCGACACGAAGGCCCAGCGUAGAAAGAAAUCGUCCGGCACGGAGCCACUGGUUCCCAACAGUUCAUCGAAGAAGCCGUCCUCUACGCCCGGUCACGAGUACGAGCGUCUGCAGGGCGAGAAUCUCCGCAAGAAGCAGCCCUCCGUCUCGGAGGUGAAGCAUAGGGAAACGCAGAGUCGCUCGUUGAUACCGCCGCCGUCUCGUCGUAUCGGGGAGUACGGUCGCCUCAGCGAGGGCACUCUCAGGAAGCAGACUGGUUCACGAGGACAGAGUACCGGCAGCACGGUUAGCAGCAAGAGCGGAGGACGCGAUUCUGGCGGCACAGCUAGCAGCGAGGCGUCCACGUCGUCGUUGCCACCUUCCAAGGCGAGAUCAAUACCGCGCCCCAGCAAUUACCGCAUUCAGUUUUAAUUUCCAACACUUCAAGAGUGGGUCUGGUACUUUCCCGGUCGACGGCGGUCUUUGAACGAACGCUCCUCUGAACGAAAACGGAACCAUGCACUAAACGAAAUGGAAAAUACAGUGGUGCUUAUUGUAUUUUCUAAUCUAUGUAAAUUGAAUUUUUCACUCGUACACGUUCCGUGCCGCUGACGGCUCGCACGAUCUUAUUUUACACGUUUGUAACGCUUAUAAGACUGCAAAUAUUAUUGUCAUGGAAAAGGGGUAAACGUACAAAACGCGCUAUGAAACAGAACGAAUAGUUUUAUGUAGCAAUUUGUUAUUAAUAUUAUACACUGCGACGUAUUGUAUUGAAAUGGUGGUCGUCGGUUCGCCUCCUUUUUCGUUCUUAUGCUCUCAGAAAACAAAUCACGAUCCUUACUAUAUUCACCAUAGUGCUCAAUAGUUAUACACUAUUAAUGAGUAGUAAGAUAUAGUUCACGAUUGACGUACGGUAUAAUUACACUAGACGUAUUAAUUAUGUGUCAGUUCAUGAUAUUUUAAAUCGUUUCAUAGCAACGCUGAAAAUUUUAAGCGGCCUGAAACUAGAGGUUCUCAAACUUUCAUCGUUCAUCGUGCUUUUAGAAUCUCAGCAAUAUUUUACGGCGUUUUCAGGUCAAAAGAGAUACCAAACAGUUUGAUUUAUUAAGCAGUUAAGUCUGAACAACUUAUCAUUUAAUAAUUAUUUGUUUGGGCAAAAAUUUGUCGUAAUGGUACUUCGUCAAUCCAUCGAUAGAUGUCGCUAUCGCUCUGAGAAGCACUCGUUGCAGGUUGGGAACCGCUAGUGUAAACGGAAGGUCCAAUGCGGCACAGAACGUGUUAAUAAUAAAUACCGAUACGACGCGAAUUGUUCUGUUGGUACAUCGAGUUCCGUUUUUACUUGAAACAGACCCGUUCUCGAGGUAGUAUUGGAGAAGAACGAAAGAACUGAACCGAAUUAAGAUUGUCGCCAACGAGGAUAUUUGUAUGCCAGAAACGAGCGUUAAACCGCGUAUGAAGUAAAACGGAAUGCAGAUUGGAAACAAAUACUGACCGCAAAAUCAAAAGCAAAACCAGCUUCGAGCCACCCUUUGCUUCGUUCUUCGGUAGUUCGAUCGCAUAGAGUCCUAACGUGCGUAUAUGCGCGAGCAUGUACGUAAACAGCCAUAAUAAUGAAGCGCUAGUUUCCUUCGAUACUGUUAAAGAAGGUGAAGCCAAUCGCACGAUAUAGCGAAGACACGUGGUAUAUUGUUGCGUAGCGAUAGUGCAUGACCUAGUCAUUACCAAAGUAACUUCUAUUAUGAAAUGGAAUUGAUUUCCUCUUAUUUCGUAUGCACCGUGCCUACGCCUCGGAACACUGCGACCUUUCAUCAGAUGUAUUCAUCGCGGAAAGAGAAAAAGAUGUGCCUUGUAAGACUGCGUAAAUGCUCGGUAUAACUUAUAGGAUAAGAAAGUACGUCCAGGAACUUUCGAAUUAGGAGGACGAGUUGUUCUUCGGCAAAACGCAAGCCUGUGGUCUCGAAAAUCCUAGUCGGAACAAUCUCAAUUGGCUACUCAAGAUACAGUGGGUGGAAAGAAUACAGUGAACUACUAGGAGCACGCUCGACACUUUUGAGGUUAUAAAACGCCAAACGAAUUUUACGACGUUCGUUACAGGUCCGAAACACUGCCUUUGCGUGUUCAAGCUUUUUACACGUUGACUGUUGAGCUAUUUUCAUAAAACUUUCCUUGAGUAUCGUUAUAGGAUUUCUCAUAAUUUAUGCUUUCAACAGAUUGACUGUCAUGGUGGUCACUGAUAGCGACAGAGUUGCAUCGAAAGAUCGUUCCUACAAUUUUUUGAAUUUUUUGAAUUCCAUACGCCAUCCGAGAGUACAUUGAAAACUAUUAAUAUUGCAAGAAAAAUUCAAAUUUCAAAUACUGUUGGAAACGAUAUCACUAGUAUCCCAGGGUAUCGUUUACCCCACGGAUAAUAUCAACGUCAUUUUGUUUGUAAAAAAAUUCAUUUCGAUCGAGAGUGUAGUAGUGUUAUAUGGAAUUUGUAAAGAUCCCGUUUUGUCUCUUUCAGGGUGGCGUAAACGCUUAAAAAAUGUCGUCGUAGUAACGGAAACAUUAGUUUCAUACAUGUAUGCAUGACACGCCAGUCUACGCGUUAAUGCGCUGUAGUGUAUGCAAAUUCAAGUGGCUGCUCAAGGUUAUUGAAGGGUUAACCUCACCAUACUGUUUAGUCUGUAGCAGUGGCGUACCAAGGGUGGUCGGAGGGUGCGGUCUACCCUCUGUGACGUCCAUAUUGCCAUUGAGCGUAUCUUCAAACUUGAUCUCUCUCGAAAAAAGUUAUUCGAUAUUUUUCUCAUAUUUUUUAAUAAGGAAUCACUCGUACAUAAUUUUUAAAAUUUUACUUUCAGCGAACAGGAUCCAAGACGAAACGUACUCCGCCCCCUUUGUUUCCUUACCCGGUCUCUCUUCCAACUUUUCCGUACCAUUCGUCCGGAAGUUAUUUCGCUGUUACGUCCCUUCGUGCUACGUUUGGUUCAUUGUUUGCUUUAAAGACGCCACGGGAGAAACGGAGACGGCCGUAGAGCCAACGGGAGACAUGCGUCCGUGGGAUAAAGUAAAUAUUGAGAGCGAAGGAAAAAGGUAAAUAGCUUUGGGUAGUUUGGUAGUUUGUGACGUCAUUCACGGUUUGAAUAAGUGGCCUUGAGCGGACAGUUGAAUUUGCGUGCACCAUAGUGUUCAGAAUGUAUACAGAGAUCGUCCCUGGGCUCUUGACUCCCGACAUUCAAGUGCGCUAUCGUAUCCACCCCUACUGUUUGCACCGCUUCACUAUAUUUCUUAUAACCGAGUGUACACGCUACUCGUAUCUCAAACAGAGAGGUAAGAUAAUACGGGGAGCAGAAACUCACGCGUCUUCAAGGCCAAUACCUUUUUCCUCCAUACUGACACGCGUUCUGGCACCUGUUGGCCAAUCACUGCGUUCUGUAUCGGACUGGCUCGAAAAAUUGCUCGGUUAUUAAAUGUUAAAAUUUGAGAAGGAAUAUCCUCGACAUAGUUUCAAAUUAUAAGUUUAAUGGAGUAAUAAAAAAUUCUCGAAGGCACCAUAGACCACGAUAAAACAUUGAGAUUGUCGUAACCGUUCUUUUGCCAGUAGAAGUAUUUACAAUAAAAAUAUUCAUAUAUUUCACGUAGGUAAUGAGUUUUAGGAAUAUCCUCGAACGAGGUCGAACAGUUAUCGUGGACAGUACCGGUGUAAAGUUGAGGAGAAACGACGUUGAGCGGCCAAUUGAGUUUGUUCUUACUAUUCAGGGCCACUGAGGGGGUAUCAUCAGGGGGUACAAAGUUUCUAUUGGGGUCCCCUUCCUUCAUCGUUAGUAAUUUUUGUUUUUCUUCGGUAUCAUGCCACGAAGUUGUAGCAUAAAGUGUGAAUGCUGGUCUUCACGCGAUAUAUGCAAACAUUUUCUAGGAUCCCAGAAAAUUUCCAGCUCGUUCCUUUGGCUCUAGGACCCCAAGCACGAUGUAUCCCCUGCGCCCCUUUUUAAGGGGUCCUCCUAUUCAGGGUGUUUCAAUUUUUUCCUCGUAAAACUUUGCUGAUAUCUUCUACGAGAAAGAUCUUUUACCACUUCAAAAAAAUUCAAAAAGACUUGACAAAAAAUUAUACUUGAAUUGGUAUUGGAAAAAUUUUAAUAGAAGAUUCU